Molecule: messenger RNA, 514 nt
Organism: Mollisia scopiformis
Lineage: Eukaryota; Fungi; Ascomycota; Leotiomycetes; Helotiales; Mollisiaceae
Exons: 1
Coding region: 165-461 (98 amino acids)
Source: RefSeq, a predicted model, not a curated record
AUACGCUGGCAGGACGACGACGAGGAGGACGCGAGAAAAAAAUCUUAACCGCUCUGUAUGUCUUGGAAUGACCUGUCUGGUAGACAGACGCUGCAUAGUAAUGAUGAUGAUGAUGCCCCCAUUUCUCAGGUACAGCACUCUGGGAAGGCCGGAAAUUGGUUGGGAUGCAGGCAGAGGAAGGCAAGGAAACAGGAAGCGUGCCCUGGCAGGACUUUGUUGCAAGAAAGAUCCCUCCCGAUUCAUUAUUUCCCUGGCCUCCCAAUUCUAAUUCCCAUCGUUAUUGCCCUGGAGUCGCUGUAGCCAGACCCAGGUGCCGUACGCAAUUGCUGCUAAUUGUGUUAAGCGGUACUCGUCCUGGCCCACCAGUCUCCUCCGUGCCCUGCUCUGCUCCCCCUGGUUUUGCGUUCACAACUUGGUUUUUCUGCUGCGCUGCUCACCAAAGUUUCAGUCGCUCGACGUAGAGUACCUAAAUACCCUGGUCCACCUCACUAUCCUCGUUAUCCUGGAAUAUCCU